This is a messenger RNA of Eurytemora carolleeae, 1163 nucleotides long. RefSeq names its product cell surface glycoprotein 1. Lineage: Eukaryota; Metazoa; Arthropoda; Copepoda; Calanoida; Temoridae. The record is from RefSeq and is a predicted model, not a curated record. Bases 1 to 1125 code for a protein of 374 amino acids. The transcript has 4 exons.
AUGGAAAGCCGUGCCGCGGGGGNACCCUAUCCAGAAUCUAAACCUGAAACACCCUAUCCAGAAUCUAAACCUGAAACACCCUAUCCAGAAUCUAAACCUGAAACACCCUAUCCAGAAUCUAAACCUGAAACACCCUAUCCAGAAUCUAAACCUGAAACACCCUAUCCAGAAUCUAAACCUGAAACACCCUAUCCAGAAUCUAAACCUGAAACACCCUAUCCAGAAUCUAAACCUGAAACACCCUAUCCAGAAUCUAAACCUGAAACACCCUAUCCAGAAUCUAAACCUGAAACACCCUAUCCAGAAUCUAAACCUGAAACACCCUAUCCAGAAUCUAAACCUAAAUCCCCCUAUCAAAAACCUGAACCUGAAACACCAUAUACAGAACCUAAACCUGAAACACCCUAUCAAGAGGCUAAACCAGAAAACCCUAUAUCACCCUAUCAAGAACCUAAGCCUGAAAUAACCUAUUCAGAACCUAAACCGGAAACCCCCUAUCCUGAACCUGAACCAGAAACCCCCUAUCCAGAACCUGAACGAAAAAAAAACUCUCAAGAACCAAAAUCUGAAACGCCCUACGCAACACCUAAAUCUAAAACACCCAACAAAAGUGAUAAAUAUGAGCAAAAAAUAAUUAACCAAGAUAUCAGGUUUAACGAAGAUGCUAGAGAAGAUUUUAAGAAGCUAUAUGACGAACUCAUCUACCUUGAACAGUAUGUGCAUUCCCUUACAUCUUCGCAUGCUGGAUACAAACCAUAUCCAGCGGAGACACCAGAUACUGGAUACAAACCAGGCCUAGUAGAGACACCAGAUACUGGUUACAAACCAGGCCUAGUAGAGACACAAGAUACUGGAUACAAACCAGAUCUAGCGGAGAAACCAGAUCCUGGAUACAGACCUGCUGAAAACCCAGAUGCUGGAUACAAACCAGACCUAACGACGAUACAAGAUACAGGAUACACACAAGAUACAGUAGUUUCACAAGAUACUGGAUACACUCCAAAUAAACGAGAAUCUAAUGCAGAAGAAGAUAUGAAGUAUAAUAUGCUGAUGAUGGAGAUGAAGAAAGAAGAAGAGGAAUUAGGAGAAUUGAUAAAGUUAGUGAGAGAAAACAUGAAAUCUUAAAAAUAAAUUAACAUUACAAACAUUUUGUAUUUUGAGAA